Penicillium malachiteum is the source of this 1158-nucleotide messenger RNA. RefSeq lists its product as uncharacterized. Lineage: Eukaryota; Fungi; Ascomycota; Eurotiomycetes; Eurotiales; Aspergillaceae. The record is from RefSeq and is a predicted model, not a curated record. The transcript has 2 exons. Bases 1 to 1158 code for a protein of 385 amino acids.
AUGGCUGACAUGGAUGAAUUCGCGCAGACGCGCGGGGCUGACGACUUGUUUGACGACGAGAUUAUCCCGGUUUUGGCAGAGCAACAAGAAGCUCAAACAGAGGUUCUCGUAGUGCAGGAUCCUGAACCUGAGUCCACACCAGUCCAAGAGAAGGCCCAAGGUAAAAAGCAGCCUCAUCCGCGUGGGGAGACUCCGCAGCGGGGCCGUGGCCGUGGAAACCGGGGUAAGGGAGGACAAGGCCUGCAAGACUCAAGAUGGGCAGAUCCCAAGACAUCAGAGCUUGCAAUUCGGACCAAGACUCCUAAAUACACGGCAAAGUCAAAGCAAAAGUCCGAGAUCAGCCCAGAAGUAACUGCCGAGACUCCUGAGAAGCCCGAGGAAACAAAGAAGGCCCAAGCUCCUGGAGAUGAGGAGAAAACCGAGGCGACUCCAGAAGCGCAACGCGUUCCGGCUGUUCGAGGAGAUCGCAGUGCUACAGGUGGUAUCAGAAAGCCCAAGCUGAGCGAGGAAGAGCUCUCAAAGCGAAUUGCCGCAGCGAAAGAGAAUGCAGCCAAGAAAGCUGCUGCUCAUGCCCGUGCCGAAGCCGAUCAAGCCUCCUUCCUCGAACGAGAACAGGUUGCAGCCAAGAAGCGACGCGAAGAGCUGGCCAACCGAAAGGUCAUGGAUAAUGAGCGCGAGCAGAAUCGCCAGCGCAAGCUGAAGGCGCAAACAGGUCGUGAAUGGGACUCUGAGAAAAAGGAAGAGGACUACAACCCUCGUGGUGGUGGCAGUCAAUUCCGCCGUGGAAUGCAUGGUGGCGUAUCUGGCCAUGUACGACGAGACUUUGAAGAGAACCGACCAGACGAGUCAACUGGUCAAGAAAGUUCUGGACGCCGUGGUCGAGGCGGUCGUCGUGGCCGUGGUUCGGGCCGUAACUCAAGAGAUGAUCAGCCAUCUCAUGGCUCAACUCAGCGAGCAGGCUCACGGACUCCUGCAGUCAAUAAUGAGGCAGAGUUCCCCUCUUUGCCAGGUGGGAAAGCACCAGACACAGACAGCUCUACUAAAGCUGUGGAAUCAGAUAAACCCACUACUGUGAUCAAGCCCCCACUCACCAUGGAGAGCCUCGAUGCUACGCUGUCUCCUGUGACUGGGACUUGGGCUGACCAGGUGGAGGAGUAA